Molecule: messenger RNA, 3089 nt
Organism: Daphnia pulex (common water flea)
Lineage: Eukaryota; Metazoa; Arthropoda; Branchiopoda; Diplostraca; Daphniidae
Product: choline/ethanolamine kinase-like
Exons: 9
Coding region: 1358-2512 (384 amino acids)
Biological process (GO): phosphatidylethanolamine biosynthetic process; CDP-choline pathway
Cellular component (GO): cytoplasm
Molecular function (GO): ethanolamine kinase activity; choline kinase activity
Source: RefSeq, a predicted model, not a curated record
AAAUUUCUGAAGAUAAAUUCCCGGUUGAAAUCGAAUCGUGUUCCAGAAUCAUGUGGAAACCUAACAGCCUAAACAGUAAAAAGUAUUCCCUAUUUCCAUGUUUUGCAAACUUUCUCCUAAAGUGCCGAACUUGACAUUUCUGACAUUUCCGAUUCAUAGGAAACCUUUCUCUGAAUAAAUAUUGUGUUAUGAUUUAUUUUCAGCCGUCCUUGGCUGGAUCGGUAGAGCUGUAGCAUCCUGUGAAGAGUGGCCGGAAAAGGCGAGCAUUCCUGGCCGUUUCCCUAUGUCUACCACUAUUUAUAGAGUUCUCACGUAUAGUGCUGUAGGUGCCGAUGCGUUAAUACUACUGACCUUGCGAAAUCGUGGAAUGGCGUAAUUGUUCAGGGAACAAAUAGCGCCUCAUUCAAAUUUCAACCUAAAAUUUCCAGAUGCGCAAAAAAUGAGUGUUGCGUAAAAUACUAGUGCAAUCGCACCGAGCCGAAUUCGAAUUGAUUUUCGUUGAAAAACAAACACGCUUAAGACGGAAUCGAUGGACGGAGGUUAUCAAAUGGGAUCGCAGCCAAAGCCAACUGACCUUGCUUUUAUUUUCUGUCGCAUUUUUGUAACUUCCAAUUUCCGUAAAUACGGCAUGCGCUAGCUGGGGCCUCUCGUCUUCUUAAUGCAACAUAAACAACCAGUCGAGUUUCGUUUUGUGUGUAACUGUGCAUGCAAGAACAGCAAAUGACGCAAUAAAAACCCUCCAAUGCUUAUUCACGUUGGCGGGAAUGGUCUUCAGGCCCUCCCAAGGUUCAGUGCAGCAGUUCUUGAUGUCAACAAUCAACGAAAUAAAUAAGCUAGGAACUAGUAAGACUAGGGCACGUAAAUGAGGUCGCCCUGGAAGUGAUGCGUCGUAUGUUUCCAAUCUCCUGGGUCAAGCGGGAAAUAUUUUUAGCAACAGGCCACGGCGCACGAUUUUGGAUUAUAAUCUCGGCAGAUAUCCGCCAUAUCGUCGCGCUUUCUUUAAAGAACUUAGGAGAGAAGCAAAAAUGUUGUACACAUAUUGAUCGAGAACGAAACUACGAAAUGACUGGAUGCGAGUCGAGUAACAAUUGGACGCUGUAUUUUAUCAUUUCAAAAUAUACAUCGGGUGAUGUUUUUAAUCUAUUUGAAUUGGAUUUUUUCUUCCCCCGACUCGUUGUCAAUUCGUUCGCCGUUAGAUGUCAGCAUAAUCGAGCUCCAGCAGAACACACACACUGUUGAAAGUUCUCUCUUGGAUUUGGUGUGGAGUGGAUUCCUUCCUAUCGUGUCUGGCUGGUGAAAACUCCCGAAGCAAAUACAGUCGUGAAUCUACUACUAACGAGAACGCAACAAGAGUGAAAUGCGAGAGAAAACAUUUCGAAUCUGUCGAGAUUACCUCAACGGCAUCUGGAAGAUGAUUGCCCCACAAGAAAUGGUGCUUAAACAAGUCAGUGGCGGAAUGAGCAACUUUUUGUACUAUUGCGCCUUACCUCCUAUGGCCAAGCCGAAACAAGGUGAACCGUCACGAGUCCUGGUCCGGUUCUACGGCCAAAUCCACGGCGAAGGAGCGCUGGAGGCAUUGCUAACCGAGUCGGUCAUUUUCACGCUGCUAUCUGAGCGUAAGCUUGGACCUAAAUUACAUGGAGUCUUUCCCGGUGGGCGAUUGGAGGAAUUUAUUCCGGCACGUCCGUUAAAGACGAAGGAGCUCGUCGAUCCCGAGAUCAGCUCCAUCAUCGCCGAGAAAAUGGCGCAGAUUCACAGCUUGGACGUACCGAUCAGCAAAGAACCCACUUGGUUAUGGGACACGAUGAAUCGCUGGAUGAGCAACAUGAAAGUGACACUUGCUGCGCAGCCGACACACCAAAUUGUCGAUAAUGAUUUCAUUGAAAAAGAUGUUUCUUCCGCUAUGCGAUCCAUUUUGAGUUGGAAAUUGGAUUCGGAAAUGGACUGGAUGAAAACCUAUUUAACGCAGCUUCGUUCUCCAGUCGUCUUUUGUCAUAACGAUUUACAAGAGGGUAACAUUUUGAUCCGCGAAUCGGCCGUUACUCGCGAAGAAAAGCUGGUCAUAAUUGACUUUGAGUACUGUUCCUACAACUAUCGAGGAUUUGACGUGGCCAACCACUUUUGCGAGUGGAUGUACGAUUACACAUUUGACAAAUACCCAAAAUUCACUUACAAUCCAGCAGCAAUGCCGUCUGUCGAACAACAGUUGUAUUUCAUUCGUUAUUAUUUGGAGACGGUGCAGCGUGAAAUGGGCAUCGAUGAUUCACACAAGAAUCCAAUUAUGAAUACCAUCGAUGCAGGGCCCCAGAAUGAACUCCGUCUUCUACGAGAAGCCGAAUGUUACAUGCUUGCUUCGCACUUUUUCUGGGGUCUUUGGGCUGUCGUUAACGCACCAGUUUCUUCUAUCCCGUUUGGUUACUGGGAGUAUGCCGAGGCCCGGUUUGCAGCUUACUUUGAGCACAAACAAAAUUUACUACGUAAAUAUGGAGAAGUUAUCGAGGAGAACGUUUAAUUCGCACCUUGAAUCAAAUUCGUUGUGAUCACUAUUACCUUGUUGCUUUCCCAUUCGACUAUUGUACGAGUUUCGGACGGAAACGCAUUCAAACCCAAUGCACGCUGCGUUAUACUACUUACGAGGCCAUCGCCCAAAAGCUUCCUUACUUCGAUCCAUUUGUAAAAAUUACAUUUUAUCUCUUUUGUUCCCGUUGCUCUCAAAAGUGUGCAUUUCGUGUCAUAUGUGUCGCUUCUUUCUUGUUCACUUCCUUAAGACUCUAUUUUUGGGUUGUGAUCUUAAGCCAUCUUCUCUCCUAACUAAAAGGUGGUAUGACAAGUUUUUUAAAAAGACUUGGGGAUGGAUGUGAUGUGGGAAAGCUCACAAAACUUCGAAAACCUCUAUGAGGCGUGAGACACACGACACAUGUACUUGAAACAUUGACCUAUUAUCCAGCAAUCCACUGACCCUAAUUUAACUGCCAGGGUUGGUGGUGCUCUGUAAAUGUCAAUGCUCAAAUGAUUUUCUUUAACUGUUUCUCUAUCCUGUUCGUUGACAUGUAUAUUGGACACAUGUUCAUUACACAGAGUUGAAUUAG